Molecule: messenger RNA, 1019 nt
Organism: Ziziphus jujuba (common jujube)
Lineage: Eukaryota; Viridiplantae; Streptophyta; Magnoliopsida; Rosales; Rhamnaceae
Exons: 3
Coding region: 86-877 (263 amino acids)
Molecular function (GO): RNA binding
Source: RefSeq, a predicted model, not a curated record
UCUCUCUCUCUCUCUCUCUCUCUCUCUCUCUCUCUCUCUCUCUCUCUGUGUGUGGUUUUAAAGUUUCCCAAAUUAGAUACUAAGAAUGGGAAAAAAGAAACCCAAGGACCUUGGAGCGACCCCAAACAACGACGCAUUUUCAGCACAAUCAGAUAUUUUCAAAACUCUAUUCGGCGACGUGAAUGAAAAAAGCGCCGCCUUUUCUAUCUUCUCCGACGACAAUCCGUUUAGAAGAAAACCACCCCAAGAGCGAAAUGAAGAUGGCGGUUCUGACAAACCUGAUAUUAUUGAGGAGCCCCAGAAAAGGAAGAGAAGCAACGAGAACGAACCCGGUCGAAGUUCGGAUUCAGACGGUGGUGAAGGUUUUGAAUCUCCAUCGGAGGCUAAGAGAUCGAAGAAAGAGAAAUUGCAGAACCCUAAGAAAUUAGGAGGUAAAAAUCCCAACUUUGGUUCUGAAUCGAAUGGUUUAGGUGGAGAUGAUGAGGUUGUGACAAGGAAAGUGAAAGAGAAGAAGAAGAGGAAGAGGGAUGAGCUGGAGGUGGAAUACGAGGCAAGGAAGAAUGGCAACUUAGAGGAUAGGGAGGAUGGAGAAAAGGGUUUUGGUGGAGAAGUUGUUGGGAACAAGAGAAAGGCUGUGGAUAAUCCGGCUGAUAUGUUGGUUUCGAAGGAAGUUUUCGACGAUGAAAGUAAGCUUUUGAGGACUGUGUUUGUCGGCAAUUUUCCAUUGAAGAUCAAGAAGAAGGCAUUGAUGAAGGAAUUUAGUAAAUUUGGGGAGGUUGAGUCUGUGAGGAUUCGUUCCGUAACAAUCUUGGAUACCAAAAAACCAAGAAAGGGAGCAGUACUUGCAAAGAAACUUAAUGAUGCUGCUGACAGGUGAAAUUUCUAGUUGACCGUGGUACGGUAGCGAAGUACAUGAUGUCCCGAGUUUGUAGACUAGUAGCACAUCCGAAUCGGAGUUACCGUUUAAAAUUUAUGAGCAAAAUAAGUCGAGAUCCAAACUUUCCAAAGGUGCCGGGAGU